Podarcis muralis (Common wall lizard) is the source of this 1722-nucleotide messenger RNA. RefSeq names its product protein-lysine methyltransferase METTL21E-like. NCBI's taxonomy places the organism in Eukaryota, Metazoa, Chordata, Lepidosauria, Squamata, Lacertidae. The record is from RefSeq and is a predicted model, not a curated record.
GUCGCGGGGAUUCGAACUGCCAACCUUCCAAUUGGCAAGCCUAAGAGGCUCAGUGGUUUAGACUACAGCGUCACCCGUGUUCCACAUUCUCUGCCCCAGCGUGUUUUCCUGUCAGGUUUGUUGCGCAAGAGUGCCAGCCGUGUAUGCUGGGAUGUGAUUGGAUCCUGCUUGGAAACAGCAAGAGCCUAGAACUGCCCUGAACCGUGCUCCAAAGUCGCAGAACUACCGGUAGUUUUCCACAGGUCUCCUUGAGGGAAUGGCACAUCAACAGUGCAACAGGUUCGGAAAGAAGAAAGUCACUCUAUUUUGGUUGUGUGUGUGAGCACAUGCAUUCACUCACUACUUUGUAGCUGGGCAGUGAUGAGUGCAGCUUGUAUAACUUCUAGGAAAUACCCCCCCCCCCUUCUUAUGCAAGUGUUCUGAAGAGUUUUUCCCAAUGAAAUUCAAGGGGUGUGCCCACUUUGUUAAUCGUUGCAGCUGUCAGGAUUUAUAAAUUCUUCCCUGGGAAGUGCUGCUGGCAAGUUACGUUUCAGACUUUCCUGCUUUUCUCUAUAGCGCUAUUUACAGACUGACCAGUGUUGGGGGAGAGAUUCUGCAGGUGUGAAUUUUUGCCUUCGCUUUCUGUGGAAACCUGGAACAAUAAAAUAAAAUAACCUAGGCCAUUGUAUGAAAUGGAAUCCCAUUCAUUGCAACCCAAGCAUCCUGGAUCAGAUGAAAAAUCCAGAAAACCAGACAACAAAAAUGGACCAAACGGAGAUGAACAGAUAGUCGCAGAGAUCAUGGGAAGGUGUUUCUCCCCUUCGCUGAUAACCACCCAAGCCUGGGAAGGGUUCCAUUUUGUUGGCCACAAGAUAAAGAUCACGGAAUCCACCGACUGCUAUGGAGCUGUCGUCUGGCCUUCGGCUCUCGUUAUCUGCCACUUUUUGGAAACUAACAUGAAAUCUUAUAACCUGGUUGACAAAAAUGUCAUUGAAAUUGGAGCUGGGACAGGCCUGGUCUCGAUAGUAGCCAGUUUCCUUGGUGCACGUGUGGUUGCCACCGAUUUGCCUGAAUUGCUGGGGAACCUUCAAUACAACCUUGUCAAAAACACGAAGACCAAAUGCAAGCAUGAACCCCAGGCAAAGGAACUGUUUUGGGGAGUCGACUUGGAAAAGAAUUUCCCCAGGGCUUCGUGUCAGUUUGACUACAUCCUGGCAGCCGACGUUGUGUACCACCACCCUUACCUGAACGAGCUACUCCUUACCUUCGACCACUUGUGCAAGGACAACACCAUCAUCAUCUGGGCCAUGAGGUUCCGACUGGAGAAGGAAAACCAGUUUGUGGACAGAUUCAAGAAACUGUUUGACCUGGAGGUUAUAACUGAUCUCCCCAGCUUAAAUAUAACCCUGUUUAAGGCAAAGAGAAGGCAUAAAGCGAAAAGGCCUUCCCUUUUCCCAUCCAGACUGCUGGUUAGGUGAUUGUCAAUGCAUGGGUCUCUUUUGUUAGCCAGGAUUAGACCAUUUCUCAUUGGAUUGCUAGGUUUGAACGUAUGAUACUGGUAGAGCACUCAAAUGUUUGGCCCUCACUUGCAGUCCGAAAUAAUAUAACACACCAACAGAUUCAUGAUGGUCCAUGCACACCUUUGUUUGCAAUGAUAAUGAGCCACAAUACAUACCUCUACAGUGGUACCUCGGGUUAAGUACUUAAUUCGUUCCAGAGGUCCGUUCUUAACCUGAAACUGUU